This is a messenger RNA of Cylicostephanus goldi, 510 nucleotides long. The record is from the annotation of a GenBank genome assembly. Lineage: Eukaryota; Metazoa; Nematoda; Chromadorea; Rhabditida; Strongylidae.
AUGACGUCGAGGAUAAGCUACAGAACCGCAGCACUAUUACGAAGCAUUAGAGGGAUUAACACUUUCUCAGAAGUACGCACUAUUCACGCUGGUCUUCGAUGUUAUGCCAGAGAUGUAGACGACGACAAAGCUUCGAGUACGGUCAAAAAAGUCAUCAAUAAGGUCUUCGAUUCUGCCAAAGCAGCCUCGGAAACCAUAAAGGAUGCGAAUCAAGGACUCGGUCAUAAUUACGCUGAUUCCGAUGACAAGAUGGUUCCAGAAGAAUCCAAGAAGAAAGGUGCCAAUCUUGAAGAUCCAGAUGAAGUGGCAAGACUUGCUAUGGAAGCUGCUAAGAGAUCGCAUCCGACGACUAAGGUGUUCAAACCUGAAGAGGACGUGCCAGACCGUGAAGAAGCGAUAAUCAAAGAGGCUAUCAAGGAAGUUGAAAAUCUAGGCGUCCCAGAAGAUACGAAAAAGGAAGCCGCAGAAAAGUUGAAGGAUGUCGUUGAAGGAGCUGGUACACUCAAGUGA